AUGCAACAUCCUUUGACAGGGACGACUUGCGUGGCGCUUCCGAACGUGGGUAUGUGUCCCCAGCUCUCCUGCGCUUUGACUCUUAUGUACUUACAGCAGGGUAAUCAGGAAGCCACUGCGCCCCCUGAAACGAUGGCCCAGCCUUACGCCUCCGCCCAGUUUGCGCCUCCUCAAAAUGGCAUCCCAGGAGACUACACUGGUCCCCAUCCUCACCCGACCCCCGACUACUCCGGGCAAACCACGGUUACAGAGCACACGUUAAAUCUGUACCCGCCUGCGCCGACGCACUCCGAACCAAACACAAGUGACACAAAUGCACAAACUGUCUCAGGCACAGCCACCCAGACGGACGAUGCAGCACAGACCGACGGUCAGCAACAGACACAAUCUUCUGAAAACACAGAGAACAAAUCACAGCCCAAACGGCUGCAUGUUUCAAAUAUCCCCUUCAGAUUUCGGGAUCCAGACCUCAGACAAAUGUUUGGGCAAUUUGGUAAAAUCUUAGAUGUUGAAAUUAUUUUUAAUGAGCGAGGCUCAAAGGGAUUUGGUUUCGUUACUUUCGAAAAUAGUGCUGAUGCGGAAAAGGCGAGGGAGAAAUUACACGGCACCGUGGUAGAGGGCCGUAAAAUCGAGGUAAAUAAUGCAACAGCACGAGUCAUGACGAAUAAGAAGACAGUUAACCCUUACACAAACGGUUGGAAAUUAAAUCCAGUUGUUGGUGCAGUCUAUAGUCCAGAAUUCUAUGCAGGCAGGGUGCUCCUGUGCCAAGCAAAUCAAGAAGGAUCUCCCAUGUACAGUGCCCCCAGUUCACUAGUAUACACGUCCACAAUGCCGGGUUUCCCGUAUCCAGCUGCAACUGCAGCUGCCGCGUACCGAGGGGCCCACCUUAGAGGCAGAGGUCGCACCGUCUACAACACAUUUCGAGCUGCAGCACCCCCGCCUCCGAUUCCAGCUUACGGCGGUGUUGUUUACCAGGAUGGAUUUUAUGGUGCAGACAUUUAUGGAGGGUACGCAGCCUAUCGGUAUGCCCAACCUACUACCGCUACUGCCACUGCCUACAGUGAUAGUUACGGACGACUUUAUGCUGCAGACCCCUACCACCACACACUUGCUCCAGCAGCCACCUACGGCGUUGGUGCCAUGAAUGCUUUUACACCCCUGAGUGAUGCCAAGAACAGAAGCCAUGCUGACGAUGUCGGUCUCGUUCUUUCUUCAUUGCAGGCUAGUAUAUACCGAGGGGGAUACAGCCGUUUUGCUCCAUACUAA
Ahaetulla prasina is the source of this 1266-nucleotide messenger RNA. It is a transcript of the gene RBFOX1, whose product is annotated as RNA binding fox-1 homolog 1. Gene Ontology annotation, molecular function: mRNA binding. Lineage: Eukaryota; Metazoa; Chordata; Lepidosauria; Squamata; Colubridae. Gene Ontology annotation, biological process: regulation of alternative mRNA splicing, via spliceosome; nervous system development. The transcript is spliced from 13 exons. Gene Ontology annotation, cellular component: cytoplasm; nucleus. Bases 1 to 1266 code for a protein of 421 amino acids. The record is from RefSeq and is a predicted model, not a curated record.